GACAGCCCACUCGUGCUGCUAUACUGUAAUCAUAUGAUAGGGACUCGAUCCCCGCUGCAGAAUACCGACACACCGGGCGGACACAAACGGAGGAGCCGCUACGGAGGACACUAGUUGACGGUAGAUUUGAAGCCGUUAAAGAAGUGCGUGGAGUCCGUUAAAGUGUCGCCUGAAGUGUCAAACAGAGCCAAACUCCCCUCAUAAAGGAACUUUUUCAAACUCUGGAGAGAGUCGGACAGAGGGGGGGACCGUUUGGAAGAAGAGAGGGCACACAUACGAAACGUUAACCGAAGGACAGUCGAUUUAACCGGAGCUGAGAUUUGAGUUUGAUCGGCUACAGAGGCGGUCAGCGGGUCGCUGCCGGUGGAAUCCCCAGGGGUCCUCGCAUCGCUUGUCGGGGCGUGUCUUUUAACAUUUUCCCCAUAAGUUUUUCGACUAGCUAGGUCACUUUAUUGCAGAAGCAUAAGCCAUGGUCGGGGAGACAGAGGUGAAGGAGAGACCCAAGUCCAACCCGGACUAUCUAAUGCAGCUGAUGAACGACAGGAAGGUGAUGAGCUCCCUGCCCAACUUCAGCGGCAUCUUCACGCAUCUGGAGCGGCUGCUGGAUGAAGAAAUUGGCAGGGUACGCAAGGACAUGUACAACGACACAGUGAAUGGUGGCAUGUUCAACGGGCGGGACAUGGAGGAGCUUCCCGAAGCUAUCGGCCCCGUGGCUCAGCUGCAGGAGAAACUCUACGUGCCGGUCAAAGAGUACCCAGAUUUUAACUUUGUAGGGAGGAUCCUGGGCCCACGUGGACUGACGGCCAAACAACUGGAGGCAGAGACCGGCUGCAAGAUUAUGGUGCGAGGAAAGGGCUCCAUGAGAGACAAGAAGAAGGAGGAGAUGAACCGAGGGAAGCCCAACUGGGAGCACCUCAGUGAGGACCUCCACGUUUUGAUCACAGUGGAGGACACACACAACCGGGCCAAGAUCAAACUCCAGCGGGCCAUCAACGAGGUCAAGAAACUUCUCGUGCCCGCUGCUGAGGGGGAGGACAACCUGAAGAAAAUGCAGUUAAUGGAGCUGGCCAUUCUCAACGGGACGUACAGAGAUGCCAAUGUCAAGACGCCCACUGCCGCCUUCCCUCUAGCGACCCCUCAGGCACCUCGGAUCAUCACAGGCCCGACACCCGUCCUGCCUCCCAGCCUGCGCAACCCUGCCCCCGUCAACACGCCGACCCUCAUGCCUCUGAUCCGUCAGAUCCAGAGCUCAGCCCUCGUGCAGGGCGGCAAUCCGCACCCAGCGCUGGUGCAGCAAGGGCCCGAAUCCGGAAUCAUCUACACGCCCUACGAGUAUCCUUACACACUCACGCCCUCCAUAUUGGAAUACCCGAUUGACUCAACUGGAGUUUUAGUCCCUUCUCCCUGUGUUUUUGCAGCAGGUGCCAUGACCACUAAGGUACGACGCCACGACAAGAGAAUCCAUCCUUACCAAAGGGUAGUGACCCCAGACAGAGCUGCCACGGCAACUAACCCAUGACCCCUUGACCUUCUGACCUUUCCGCCCACUGAUGACCCACCCAUCUCUGCUCGCUGGCGUGCUCAUUGGCCCACGGCCCUGCCACUCCCCCAGCUCAGCCAACCAGACCAGCACAUUGGGAACAACCCGGCUGCUUCUGUCUAACCAACCACCCAGACGACAGCGAUCAUGGGAGUAAACCUCAGGACUCCGCCCAUCAAGUCCUAACCUAAACUUUACCAAACGUGCCUUCCUUCCAAAAGUCCAAAGCCAGUCUGAGAAUGUUGACUGCCCAUCGACAGUCGAAAUCCCAAUCUGUAACAGAUGUUGCCAUGCAAAACCAGUAGACUUUACUGGGGACAGGCCCCAAACUAGUGAAGGGCUCCUAAACCAAUCCCUGGCUGUGCCAAACUGUCUCCCUGAGCUGCCGUACCCUCAGUCCAUGUGAUGCAAUAAUAAUGACUAUUAAUAACAUGGUAACUAUACUGAUAAUGAUGGUAACUGUACUUACAGAAACCUUCCAUAAACACUAAACUAAAAGAGAUAUGUUGAUAUUUUGAAGCAUUUUUUCCUCAUUGGGCACCUCUUACUUACUUAACAUGGGAAACUUUUAUACACACUCUUUAAAGGAAUUGCUUCUUUUUGGGGCCAACAUACAUUAAUUUCAUUAUAACAUCACUGGUGUUAAAAUAUUCACAUAUUAACACGCUUUCCCUUGAAAUGUAACACCAAUGUGUGGUUCCAAUGACGUGUUUAAAAUGUCACUUUCUUUUUUGAAAGAGCAUAUUAUCUUGUGCUUCUUUCCCCAGAGGUAGUGUGAUUUCCAUUUCUCCUUGACCCAUUUGAACGAGGAAUACUAAAAAAAAAGCCGUUCAGUGAAGUAAAAUGCCAGCACAGAAGCUUUUUCACCAUAAAUCAACAGGUGCUCAGUGAGGAAAAAUAACAAACUGGAAUCCAAAAUGCCAAAGUAUCUCUGAGUUUUUCUAAUUAGGUAAAGCAUCUGAGUCAAUACUGAUACAACAUAUACAGCAUAAAUGCCAAGCAUGUACAGUACAGAUACACACACAGAGGGAAGGUUGCACUUCUUUUGUCUAAAUCUAGAGGACUUACGCAACAAUGCCUUUGCCUUUUUCACACUACAGUAUUGUAUGAGCUUGAACAGCAGUGCCUUUAUUUAUUGAGAACGGUGGAACAUUGUUAGACCUAAAUCUUUUACUACUACAUCGUGGGUUUGUACCCAGCAUGAAAUUAUGUCAUUUGGGUUUAUGCAGAUUCAUUAGGACUGCAGGAAAUGUGUCACAGCCUAAUUGUCAUCAUCUGUAUUUUAUGGCUUUACAUCCAUAACUCUUCUCAAUUCAGAUUUGAGUGCCAAAAAAAAAAAAAAAAAAAGUGGCUCAUUUGAAUUGGAAGUGCAAUGCAGUAUUGAAGCAGCAGCUACAAUGUCUGAGAUGUUUAUGUGAGGUUCGGAUACCUCGAGAACAGUGUUAUAUUUUAUAAUUUUUUUGUUUGUUUGAUUGAUUGUUUUGUUGGAGAUGAAGUCGUCCAUAUAUAUAUUUUUGCAUGAGUAUCCGCUUUCUCAGAGGGCGUGGUACAGUUUUACUCACACACACACACACACACACACACACAAACCAACCGAUGCCUUGACACAAAAAAAAAAUCAUGGAGUCAUAACAUCUGUAACAAGUUUAUAAUGUAUUUUUCUAUUCUAUUUUGUACUUGAAAAUAACAUUAAAUGACCUUUUCAGAUAAGAACAUUAUGCCUUAUUACGGAGAAACGUUUGAUGAACAUAACUAUCCUUCAUGUGUCAUUAGUAAUCAUGUCUCUAUGUCCUGAUAUACUGGAGUCUCUGAGUUCUCUGUAUUAACUUCAGAUCAGCAUUGCUUGCCUUCUGUGCCUUUUGUAUACUAUGAGUGUGACCAUUAACAGUGUAGUACAUUAAUCUACUCUUAAGUGCCAAGUGUAGGUUACUAACUGUUACCACUUCUGUGAUUAUUAACCACUUUAAUGGGAUCUGUCUCUGCUUUGGAUUCCUUUUAAAAAAGUUACACGUGUGUCUAAAAAAUGAAAAACAAAAACAAAGAUAUGUGUUUGAACAAUGAACUUUUAACUUUUAAAGUAUUUUGAGCAGGAAUAACUCUUUGUACACUAUUAAACUCUUAGUUGUAAAACUAA
Messenger RNA from Siniperca chuatsi (mandarin fish), 3674 nucleotides. RefSeq names its product QKI, KH domain containing, RNA binding 2 (gene qki2). Gene Ontology annotation, cellular component: nucleus. NCBI's taxonomy places the organism in Eukaryota, Metazoa, Chordata, Actinopteri, Centrarchiformes, Sinipercidae. Gene Ontology annotation, biological process: regulation of mRNA splicing, via spliceosome. Gene Ontology annotation, molecular function: mRNA binding. The transcript has 9 exons. The coding region runs from base 470 to 1519 and encodes 349 amino acids. The record is from RefSeq and is a predicted model, not a curated record.